UGAGCGCGGAGGAGCAGGGUGCAGGAAAAGAGCGGCGAAAGCGCAGACUCUCGAGGUCGUGGAGAAGGGUGGCGUCCGGUGGCGUCGGUGAUAACGCUUCUCGCUUGCGAUCUCAGUGCCGCGCGGAGCAACCGACUGGUUGGAACCGUUGCUUCUCUUCACUUUCGAGCCGAUCUCGCACCAGGUAUACUCGCAUCUUGUAUCGACGCUUCUCUUUCUCCUUGUGCUUCCGGUAACUCAUAUCCCCGUUCUCUUUGCCUCAUCAUCAUUCAACUUGGAGCUGGAUCGAGAGCGGACGUGAACGGGCGACGACAAAGGGAACGUGGGUAAGGAGAUUUCCUGCUCCCGAGUCGAGGAUAUAUGGAGGGGACGAACGUUUUGUGAAAAAAAAAAAAAAAAAAAAAAAAAUUAUAUAUAUACCACGUGUCUUUCGAGCAGUAUCGUUGAUGCACAACAACGGUUGCGCCUUUCAGACAGAGCGAAACAAUUUUUUUCUUUCUAUUUUUUAUUCUAUUUAUAUUAGAAUUUCAAUUAUUUUCAUCAGUUUCCGUCCAACAAAUUCAUUUGUAGCGUCGUGCGGCGGCGUGAGUCGAGGCGAAAGAGGAGAAGCGAGGGGAGAAAAUGAAAUCGGUUGUAUAAUUUGGGGGUGAGCGAUAGGCACCGGAAUGACGGACUACGAAAGAAUUCGAUUGGUCGUUUUGGGAGGCGCUGGUGUUGGAAAAAGCGCGAUUAUAAGGCGUCUUCUUGGGCAGGGAUUUACCGAACGAUAUAGGCCAACGGUAGAGGAUCUCUAUUCAAGAGAAUGCGUCCUUGGAACGUUGACACUGAAAGUCGAUCUUCUGGAUACCGCCGGUGACCUACAGUUUCCAGCGAUGAGAAGACUAAGCAUAGCGACGGCGCACGCCUUUUUGAUGGUUUAUGCGACCACGUCAUUGGCGAGCUUCGAAUGCGUCAAGAGGUGCUUCGAGGAAGUCAGAGAGCAACGACCUGAUUUUCAGGAAGUGCCGAUAGUCGUGGCCGGGAACAAACUUGAUCUUGCUACGGCGAAACGACAAGUUCCGAUAGAAGACGUUAGCGAAUGGUUGUUCUGUGAAUUGCCGAAAAUUCGUGGUAAAGUAAUGGAAUGCUCGGCGAAGGAUGAUCACAACAUCAAAGAAUUAUUCCGAUGUUUCGUAACGUUGUCGAGAAUCGUGCCAAAAAAUUCGGGCAGCGAGACCGACGAAUCGGGACUGAGAAGACGUUGUUCGGCUUACGGUUCGCGCCGGUCUGGCAGCCCCGGUGGUAGAACCGGGAGCACGAGUCCGGGAUCUCCCGGCCAACAGCAGGUUAUGGCAGCCCAGGGUUCGAGCGUAGUAACCGUUGCCGAAGAAGUCAAGAGCAAACCUCGGAGUCGUAGUCUGAUAAGACGAGCGUCGCGAAAAACGAAGCAACAGAUACGCGACUCACACGCGGACGACUGUAACAUUUCUUAAAUUCAAAAGCUGCUGCGUCGCUACUUUGUAAUACUGCUAUAUACUGCGCUACGAAGACAAUGACGGAUCGGUGAUAGAGUCGAAAAUAUCGGAGAAGCUGGAACGAAUGAAAAAAAAAAAACGACGCAAUAACAUAUAAAAAGAGCGUGUGGAAAACGUGGGGAAGUAACACGAGGCGAUGUUCCUGACGUAACAUACAAGAUGUGAGAGAGAGAAAAUUUUCUUAUAGUCGUCGAGCCCUCGGAGACAAAAACACUGAGGUGCGAGAGAGAAAAUAAAUAAUGUUAUUGAGAGAAGUAGGAGAGCAUCGACGCGGGCGGAUGAACAGAAAAGAAACGGGCAAACGAAUUUUUAGCCGGUGCGCUUAAAAUUUCAAGAGUACAACAUGCGAAAGAAGAUAUAGUAUCUAUUUUAUGUAAAAGAAAAAAAAAACAAACAAACAAAACGACAACAUUUUUUUACAAAGUGAUUGGUUUUUUACCCGAUGCUAAUUCUUCGCGCAGCUUGUUUGCGAAUGAAAUUGUUUGAACAACGGUGGAGGAGAAGGAAUGAAUGAGGGGAAGGCGGGUUUUGCUCGCCGCUGCUUAAUGAAAAAUCCGGAACGAUGUGAAGGAAAAAAUGAGGGCUAAGGGGAAAAGAAGUCGGGAAAAACAAGAGCGUCUCUCGGAGAGUGAAGAAGCGAAAAUGAAGUAGGAUGAAAAAACGUUUAGGCACGGCAGAUUCCGAACUCGAUCCAUUUAGCCGGGGUAAUAAACUUUUCGUAAAUCCCACAGGUCAGUUGACGUCAGUUGACGGGUGGAUAAAACGAGAGUAAUCGAUUAACGCUCGAAUGGAGGAUUCACGCAUCGAAGCGACUCGAGAAAACAGAAACUUGACGUAUUGCGACGACUGCAAAGUAGUUUGGAUUUACGCGUAUCGAUAUAUAUAUGUAUACAUUUGUGGUAUGGAAAUUUAAUCUUUUCCAUUGAAUAAUCCGAUGUUGAAAAUUUUUCAAACAAUUUCGACGGUUACGAGAUUUGUUGUCCAUCAUCGUGUAACAUCGUGUUCGUUGAAAUUCAUAUGGCGGAUAAUGUUCGAAUUUGAUCGGAUAGACGAUGUCCGGUGUUUGCAUGUUAGGUUCGUUGCUAUACGGGGAUCAUCGUUUACAGUGCAUUUUUGUUCAUGCGCGGUGCGGACGUUGCUCGCGGUAGAGGGCAUCUAUAUUAUCGAAAUGUAUGUCGUACGGGGGAGCGAACGAUCCGAGCGUUAAAAUAAUAUAAUAAUAUAUACGGGAAUAAUUUUAAUCCAAUAAGGGAUCAAUGAUAGAUAGUUAACGUUUCGUACGCAAUAGCCUUCUCUCCCGAUAUCGAUGCACCAAAAAAGGGAUUGACGUAGAAAAGAAAAAAAUUUCUCAUACGAAAAUCGAGGAGAGGAGGGGUCCUUUUUUUUCAACCGAUGCGGCGGGCGGCUGGCGCUCCUUCACAGCUAUAUCGAGCCACAGAUGUGCGGACUCUGUUCAUAAGAGUCGCAUAACGCGCCGUGAUUAAUAGCUUGACUAUAUUAUAUAAUAACUGAAUGUAUACGAAUUAAGAAUUUUAAUCAAAAACAUUGGUAUCUUUGAUAUAAAUAUUAUUGUUAUUUCAUAUUUCUAAUAUCUUAUACGCGCGCGAGGUAAAAUAAUGAGUCUGAGGAUUCGUCAUCGCCGCGAUGAGGUAAUAAUUUAUCAAAAUUUAUAUCGAUAUAUCGCGAUUUACGAAUUGAGAAUGGUGUAGUAUAUACGCAAGGAUUAGAAAAAAUAUGUUCGCGUGCGUGCGCGCGUGCGUGCGUGCGUACAUACAUACGAGUGGGAGAGCGGAAAAAGUAUACGAGAUUGAGGGUGAGCGAGCGCGAUGGUACAAUAUACAGAUGCGGAAAUAUCCGCGCAAUUGAGUUAUUCGUGUUAUUUUUCAAGACACGGUAGAAUUGAAAACGUCCACGGGAUAGCCGACUAUUCUAACGUAGAAAGCGUUUACCGCGAGAUUAUGAAUUCGAGACGACGAUUUAUAUGAUAUUUUUUCAAAAAACAUUUUCACGUCGAGACAAAGGAGACGCGAUGUUGCGUAUCUACUAUAUUUGUAAUUAAAUGAUUUCAAACAGGGCCGCGAGGCGUCCUGCGUAAAAGGUUCAGCCUAAGAAACGUACGGUUUGAUUAUACGACGGAUAAGGGAAUAUGGGGCAAAACGGGCCGUUCAAAAUCUGUUGCUCAAAAUUAGCUUAAAUUGGUGAAUUUUGAGGAAAAAUGGACACGCCGGAGGGGGGCAAAAUGCACACACGUAAGGGUCAAAUUUUAUAAAAUUCAUAAAUUUUUUCUUUUAUCGUUGAAUUGUAUGAUGAAAUGCACACAAAAUUCAAGUUUAAGAGCGAAGAAGAGAUUUAAAAAAAAUUUUUUUCGACAAAAAUCGGACUCAUAGCUGAUAUCGUCUUCAUCAACAUGCAUGCACCUGUAUACAAUGUGCAUGUGGGCCCAUUUUUUGCAUUUUACACAGCUGAUCCACUCUUCGGAGGAAAGCGAAUACAAUUGUUCGCAAAAAAUGCAAGAAACGUCUUCCAAAGAUGAGGAGGAUUUGCUUGCUGUCUUCGCGAGCUUCUUUCGUCUGCUCGCGCUAAACUGGCGGAGCGAUAGUAGCGCGAUACGACGGGCUUGUAAGAAUGGGCAUUUCGCCCACGGUUCGCCCGCUGAGCACGGGGUUUCGUCGACAAUAUAUUGGCUGCAUGGCGCACGUCGACAAGUAUUUAAACGUCUGUAUAUUCCGAAAAAUGUCGGUUUUUCGAUUUUUAUGCCUUCGAGAUUCGAGAGGCUCGGUCCGUUUUGCCCCAAAAAAUUGUUUUUACGAAAUUCGUAAAACUAGGAACGGAAAUAAAUUGUGGGACUCGAAUAUAGCUCGCACAGCAAUUAUGCCCCAGCACGAUCGACCCGAAGCUAAUUUUUUGCAUUACCCAAAAGCACGAACCAAAUUCGACUCUCAAAAUUUGGCUCAUUUUUUCUUCUCCCGUGCCAAGGAAUGGGGGCCUAGACAUUACAUUCGGAAGCAGUAGCUUAAAACGUCUGUGCUUCGAGAAAUGUGGAUUUUUUCGAUUUUUAUGCCUCCGAGAAGAGGCUUGGCCCGUUUUGUUUUCGAAAAUUUUUUUUUCACGAAAUUCAGGAAAAACUAGGGCUCAAACAUGGUUGAAAGACCAUUUUGCCCUAUAUUUUCCUACAUUUUAAAUGAACACGGUGAAAAAGUGAAUAUUCCAAGAUUCGAGUGAGAUAUUAUUAACGGGCAUGCAUCCAGCACAACGGCGCAUGGUCUUUUAAUAAUUUCAUACAAUUUUGAAAGUUGAAAUCGCGAAAAAUCGACCCCGCUCGGUCCUCCGACUUUUUACAUGUAGGAGGGAGAAAAAUACGGGGAAUGAGAGAUCACGCUUCUGGGUGAAAUCUUUGUGUAUCAGGCACGAAACAAACUUUGGGUCCACUCUGUCAACGAGUGUAAAAUGAAAAAAAAAAAAAAAAAAAAAAAAAAAUGUUUCAUCCGAAUUUACCAGUUUCGAAAUUGAUUUUAUUAUCCUCAUUUCCUGGGGAACUUGUUGUUAUUGAAACAAGAAUUUGUUAGGGGAAAAAUAAUAAUAUAUGCAGCAGUUUCUCAUAUGGUGGUAAAAAAUAUAAAUAUAUUUUAUAUAACCACGAAAAAUUCGCGUAUAUAUGGUCCAAUUAUGCGAAUAAGACAUCAACUCUAUACCUCUCUAACUUUUAUUAUUUUUGCCAACUAUACUCGAAUUUAAAAAUGCCUCGGCUUUGCCCGUGACUUUAGCGAGAUGAGAUCCAAGUUCAUCAAAGGCGUGUACAAUAACGUGAUUAGAGUUCGAAAUUUCGAAAUUUGGCGAGUGUUAAUUUUGGCUCAUGUGCAUACAGGUAAUAACCGUUGACUCGAAAAGAAGAGUUAAAAAAAAAAAAAAAUCGUCCUUAGUAAAUUCCAAAUUAAUUCGAUCGAUCGUUCUUGUUGUUCUCUCUGUACGGCAAGUACCUACAGCAAGUAAAAAAUAAUAAUAUCGAGAAAUCGAGAAAAGAGAUAAGCAGCUACGAAUGUAAAUGGGAUAAUGAAGAAGAGAGGAACCGAACGAAAUAGCGCGAAUCGAAGAAGCAAGUGCGCGGUCGAAGCGCUUAAUGAAUCAGUCUCUCGUGGGCGAACGCCGAUUUUUCAUCAAUUUCCGAAGAGAAAAAAAAAUGUUUAAUGAAAUGAAACGUUCGAAUACAGUCUAACCAGUCAUAACGAAAUCGUGUAGUCAUAACUAGUGAAAUUAUACUAAUAAUAUUGAUACAACAGGCUGGAAUGCAAUUUACAAUAUCAACGAGUAUGUGAUACAAAAAUGUGUUAUAAUAUUAUGUCCGACGGAGCUACAACAAACAGGGUAUAUAUAUAUAUUAUAUAUAUUAUAUAUAUAUAUAUAUCCACACGACGAGAUGAUUCAGAAUAUGCAACAGAGAUCGAUUUGAUACUUUAAUCUGUAGGAUUAAGCACGAAUGCACGUAUCGAUUCGAUUUUCAGACUUGAUAUUUGAAUAAAACAUAGGGGCAAGAGGGAGAAGAGAGCACCGCUCGAAAGUUCUUUCCGUUAUUGAAUAGGAGAAACAAAAUUGUACCGAAAUCCAAGCGGUAUAUUUCGGGGUGUAUUAGGAAAGGCGUUUCUCGUUGUUAAAUGGGGGAAGAAAAAAAAAAAAACAUUAUCGAGAAAAAGAUUUAUCAAUAAAGUAUAUAUAAUGAAAAAUGAAA
Messenger RNA from Venturia canescens, 6237 nucleotides. Its product is annotated as GTP-binding protein Di-Ras2-like. NCBI's taxonomy places the organism in Eukaryota, Metazoa, Arthropoda, Insecta, Hymenoptera, Ichneumonidae. The record is from RefSeq and is a predicted model, not a curated record. The transcript has 6 exons. The coding region runs from base 666 to 1472 and encodes 268 amino acids. Gene Ontology annotation, molecular function: GTP binding; GTPase activity.